Messenger RNA from Saccostrea cuccullata (small rock oyster), 2345 nucleotides. RefSeq lists its product as uncharacterized. Lineage: Eukaryota; Metazoa; Mollusca; Bivalvia; Ostreida; Ostreidae. Bases 272 to 1960 code for a protein of 562 amino acids. The record is from RefSeq and is a predicted model, not a curated record. The transcript has 3 exons.
UUUUGUAAAAUCCAAUGUGGCCUGGUGGGGAAAAAAACAUAUGGUGUUCGAACUGAUAUACAUGUAGUGCAUGUAGAUUGGAAGAGAUUAAACCCAAAAAUGGCUAUCCCAAAACUUGGAAUAAAACUUGAUGCAUUAAAAAUGGAGUCAAAAAAUCCUUUUGUAUUGGACUGUCACUGAAAUGUAAGGUCGGGAUCGCAGAAACAUUUGCCGUCUUUAGAACUGGUUGUCACUUCUGCCAUUUUUAUUUACCGUCUUUGACUGAAGGAAAAUGACAGACUUGUCAGGAAUCGGACACAACAUCCGAAAGUUUUAUCAAGUGGGGAACUUCUUCAUCAUGGACUCUGAGCAGCUGGUGUCUAAUCCGUUCCAGGAAAUGCAAAAUGACGCCAUGGACAGCCAGAAAAAGUCUUCGCUUACAGAGAGAUUAGUCAGUGUCAAAAACAAUGUCUGUGAGAAGCAUUUCUUAAUAAAGGCAGAAAAACUCAAUAAGGAGCUCUCACAUAACAUGAAAAAGAUUCAUGAAAAUUCCAGUGAACUCAGAUAUCAAAUUAAACUGUACGAUAUCAACAAACGGAAGAUUGAUUUGGAGACCAAACGGCGCAUGCAGCCUAAGAAAGACUUUUCAUAUGAUGCUUUCCAGAUCAACAAUUCAGAGAAAAGACUUGGUGUUUUGAGCGAUUGUUAUUACUUGGAGAAAAAACAGAAAUUUCCAAUUCGUGGAAGAAAUAUGAAUGACCUUAAUGCUACCCCAACUGUGUCUAGAGCUCGGAACAUGUUACGUCAGCAAGAAAAGGAGGAUCGUGAAGAAGAAAACAGCACAAUAUCAGCUCUUAGGCUCUCUACUCCAGGAACACUCUCACUCACUUCUAACAGAACUUCAAUUUUUCAGAGGAGAGGGUCUAAGUCUGCCCCUGCCUCCAAAAUGUCCGCAUCAGUCAGAGGAACAUUAAACAGUCAAGACGGUGAAUCUGCUAAGCUUCCCUCUAUUGACAGACAGAAAACCAAGGACUCUCAUGUAAAAUUCACUGAGCAUGUGCAAACCUCUACUCCUGAAAAACGAGUUCGUCCUCACACACAUGGUCCAAGGAUAACUCGCCGUCUAAAUGCCUGGGACAGUGACGAUGAUGAUGAUGAUUUUGGAUCAACAGACUACAUUAACCUUCGCCAGCUUCUCUUUGGCGCUGAAGGCAAGACAAACUCAAAUGGAUCAAGUGGAACCCCUAGAACACUCACUCGAGAAAGCUCAAGAUCUGUGCCCAACUUACGACGAACAACUGGUUCUAAAGUGACACAAGAAUCUCUUCGAGCAGAGCGUAGGCAGAUUGACAAGAAAAUCAACAAAUUUUUCGAAAGCUUGAAUGAUGAAAUCUCCAGUGAGGAAAGUGAGGAGGAACCAGAACCGGAGCCAGAGAAAGAGAAGAAGGUACCGGCCCUAGCCAAGGCUGCGGUGCUUCUGAACAUCUUCUCCAAGGCCGCCCCUGUAGAGGAAAACCCGUUCCUGAAGGCGAAAAUCGAGCGCGAGGUGAGCAAAGACACAGGAAAAGCCGAGCUCGAUCGAUCCACAAGUUCUCGCUCAACACGCUCCAACAAAUCAGCUACUAAGGACGAAAAUACAACCAAGAAAAAUUUGUGGAAGUUUAUAAAAACCAACGUGAAUAAUGGCAAGAUCCAUCGCUGCAAUUCCCCCAGUCAAAUCAUUCUGCAGCAGAUGACUCACCUGGAUCUUACUCAUAACGAGGUUUCACGAGUGCCUCUGCACUCAGCAAGUCGAGCUCUGAGACACACACCCACAUUCAAAAUGAGAAAGGUCGUGGAGAAACUUAUGAAGAGUCGAACAAAGUUCCAACAACAAGAAGUUGACUUUUUACGACAACAGUUGGAAAUGGGUGAAAAUAUCUCGGAAAUUCAAACUCAACCCAAUCCCGGAGUUCCUGGAUUUCAGUCAAUAGUUACCUGAUCUAUAAAUAGAUCUGUUGAACUGUGUGGAAUCUCAGUUAAAUUCAAAGAAUUCUGUGGAUGUACACUUGAGAGAGUAUUGUGUUAUACACUGUGGAUGAAUGUCUUGUGACUGUGACUGAAUUUUAUGAAUGCGUUUCUUGGAUUUAACAUGACACGUGUUACAUUCAGGGUGAUGAUUUGUAAAUAUAGUUGGAAUACAUAUUUUUACAAUUAUUGAUCAAACUCGAAAUUUGAAAUAUUUUCAAAAGCCAUUGGUUAGCCAGAGGUUUUAAUACAUAUGAAAUCAUUUCAUUUUGAUAUUACACAUCUAAAAUAUUAAUUUUAACCACAUUUCCAUUCCUCUAAUAUUGAAAAAUUAAUAAUAAAUAAGUUUUACAGUAUAU